Molecule: messenger RNA, 1900 nt
Organism: Nyctereutes procyonoides (raccoon dog)
Lineage: Eukaryota; Metazoa; Chordata; Mammalia; Carnivora; Canidae
Gene: FBXO17
Product: F-box protein 17
Exons: 6
Coding region: 224-1057 (277 amino acids)
Biological process (GO): glycoprotein catabolic process; SCF-dependent proteasomal ubiquitin-dependent protein catabolic process
Cellular component (GO): cytoplasm; SCF ubiquitin ligase complex
Molecular function (GO): protein binding; ubiquitin protein ligase activity
Source: RefSeq, a predicted model, not a curated record
CCCGCCCGCCCGCCGAUCUCCGAGCCGCCGGCCCCCGCGCCCGCCGCCCGGCGUCCUCCCCCCGCCCCCGCAGAGGGCCGACCGCCCAGACCGCGGGUCCCGGGGCUCCCUGGGCGGGGCCGACCCCAGGGAGCCCCCUGACUGCCUCCCAGAGCCGGGUAGGGAAAGGGAUCCUAGCCCGCCGCCGCCUCCGAGCUGGCCGCCAGGACUCCGGCGGCCGGAGAUGGGCGCCCGGCCCUCGCGGCGGCAGCUGCCCGCGGAGCCGCCCAUCGCCUUGGACGCGCUGCCCCCGGAGCUGCUCGUGCAGGUGCUGAGCCACGUGCCUCCGCGCGCGCUCGUGACCCGCUGCCGCGCAGUGUGCCGCGCCUGGCGCGACGUGGUGGACGGACCCACCGUGUGGCUGCUGCAGCUGGCCCGCGACCGCAGCGCCGAGGGCCGCGCGCUCUACGCGGUGGCCCAGCGCUGCCCGCCCCACGGCGAGGACGAGGAGUUCCCGCUCUGCGCCUUGGCCCGCUACUGCCUGCGCGCGCCCCUCGGCCGCAACCUCAUCUUCAACUCCUGCGGCGAGCAGGGCUUCAGAGGCUGGGAGGUGGAGCACGGCGGGAAUGGCUGGGCCGUGGAAAAGAACCUAACGCUGGUGCCGGGGGCUCCUUCCCAGACCUGCUUCGUGACUUCUUUCCAAUGGUGCUUCAAGAGGCAGCUGGUAGACUUGGUGAUGGAGGGAGUGUGGCAGGAGCUGCUGGACAGUGCCCAGAUCGAGAUCUGUGUGGCCGACUGGUGGGGUGCAAGAGAGAACUGUGGCUGCAUCUACCGGCUCCGGGUCCGCCUCCUGGACACGUACGAAAACGAAGUGGUCAAGUUCUCGGCCUCACCCAACCCAGUUCUUCAGUGGACUGAGAGAGGCUGCCGACAGGUGUCUCAUGUCUUCACCAACUUCGGCAAGGGCAUCCGCUACGUGUCUUUUGAGCAGUAUGGGAGAGACACGCGUUCCUGGGUCGGGCACUAUGGUGCCCUGGUGACCCACUCCAGCGUGAGGGUUAGGAUCCGCCUGUCCUAGCCAACCAGGGUGACCCAGCCUUCCAGAAUGUGUACUGCCAUCUGCCGGACAUCAUCAUUGGUCAAGAGCAGCUUUGCAGCCGGGAGCCAGAAGCCUGUAGACAGUGGGGGUCCCAUGUGGCCCAUUCCCGGCAGACCUCCAGUGAACCCCACUUGCUACUGCUUCAGCAUGGUGGCCCACAUGCUGUGCAAGAAACUGGAAUCCAACCAGGCUGCUCACACUGCCCCAGCUUCCUGGGGUGGGGGAAGUCACUCAAAGUGACUCAGAGAUGUUUACUUUGCUUGCAAAUUGUUUUCUUACAUGCGUGGAUGUCGGUCAGUAGACUCAGUCAACACACAAAGGCCAAACCAGGAUUUGGAAUAGUAGGGGAAAGCUGCUGACAACCUGGGACAAUGACUGGGAGGGAUCCCAGCUGCUAGCAGGGAGCAGAGGUUAGGCGGGGGUCUAUCCUUGAGGUCACUAACAGGAGCAUCAAAGGGGACCCUCUCUGCAGUCUUGGGGAGUCUCUGGGAUUCGGAUGUGGAGCCUGUGCAACCUCCUCCAGCACCACCUAUCAGCACCUGCCCAUUGGGCCUGGCUGGUGCAGUUUCUUUCAGAAUUCUGGAGUCCCUGCUGAUCCCCAAACCAUGUCCCCCACCCUACCUCCUGCCCCUACCUCAGGACAGCUCCCCUCCUACUGGGCAACAGACUGCUUUUCUCUACUCUCUGGUGUACAGACUCCAGGAGCAAGGCAUGCCACAAGGGAAAGAGCGCCUGCCUGCCUCCCUGGUGUCUCCUGCUAUCUCCCCAGCUGGGCCCAGCCAACAAACUAGCUCAAUAAAAUUGGUGCUAAAUGUGAAAUGA